AUGGAGAAUGAUGCACGUGUGUUUGGUGAUUCAAAUGAAAUACAGUCAGUGACGGAGGGAGAUUCGGUCAUUCUACACCCUGGUGUCACUGAAAUACUGAAAGCUGAUCUGAUCAUGUGGAAUUUAGGGACUAAUGGGCCUCUAAUAGCUAAACUUAACAGACUGACCAAUGAGAGCUCAAUAAAUGAUGAUGUUCUUGAUGGGAGGUUCAGAGACAGACUGAAACUGGAUCAGCAGACUGGAUCUCUGACCAUCACAAAUAUCAAGAUCACAGAGUCUGGACUUUAUCAAGUAACCAUCAGCAGCAAGACAAAGACCAAAUACAGAUACAGUGUUACUGUCUAUGCUCGUCUGCCUGUUCCUGUCAUUAUAAAUGACUCUCCACAAAAUUCUUCAUCAUCAUCAUAUUGUUCAUUGUUGUGUUCAGUGGUGAAUGUGAGUGAUGUGAGUCUCUCCUGGUACAAAGGAAACAGUUUAUGGUCCAACAUCAGUGUGUCUGAUCACAACAACAGUCUGUCUUUACGUCUGGAGUGUCUUGAUGAUUCCUACAGCUGUGUGGUCAACAAUCCUAUCAGCAACCAAACUAAAUAUGUCAACAUCACUCAACUCUGUCAGCCAUGUUCAGAUUGUGUGUUCUGUUGUUAUGCUUCUGAAGCUAUCACCCGAUUGACCAUCUCUGUUCUGGUGGGCGUGGCUACUGUUGUUGUUGUAGUUUAUGACAUCACAUCCAGAAAAGCGCAGUCGGUGGAGAGCUACUGCGCCCGACUGCUCAAUCUGACUCAGCCGCCUCGCUGUCAUGAGUGUUUUUUGGCACAGCAUCACAACAGAGCAAGGCGGACGUAA
Molecule: messenger RNA, 843 nt
Organism: Labeo rohita (rohu)
Lineage: Eukaryota; Metazoa; Chordata; Actinopteri; Cypriniformes; Cyprinidae
Product: CD48 antigen
Exons: 5
Coding region: 1-843 (280 amino acids)
Source: RefSeq, a predicted model, not a curated record